Messenger RNA from Symbiodinium natans, 1329 nucleotides. NCBI's taxonomy places the organism in Eukaryota, Dinophyceae, Suessiales, Symbiodiniaceae. The record is from the annotation of a GenBank genome assembly.
AUGGCUGAUGAUGACUCGGAUGAAGGCCUUUCACUACAAGAGGUUGUGCAAGGCUUCAUGAACAUCAACCACAGCCACGCGAAUCUGGGAACCUACCAGGAGGACACCCGAGACAUCAGGCACCUCCUGCCAUGGGUGGACAUGGUUUGUGCUCCACAAGUCAAUCCUCAGCAGAAGAAGCGGUAUCUCGAGGAGCUUAGCUUCGCCCUCCGGCCGCAGGAGCUGACUCCCCAGGCUCGCGAGAUGUUCGUGCGCCAAGCUCUUCACCGAGGCGUGGUCCCUGAGGCUGUACGGCUUAUCGAGAGUGCAUCUCCCACAGUUGCGGCAGCUGCCACGAACUUCCUUGGAGACUUCGCUUUCAAUUCCGACAUGGGGUCGAAGGAGGUUCUCAAGGUGUUCGAUCGGAUUGCAGAUCGCUUUCAGCACCUCUUCUCGUCUUCCUCGGACCGAGCUCUCAUGCUGCAUGACGAUUGGCUCCUGCAGGCCGCCAUUCUCCUGUGUGUGAACAUUGCCGCGACGUGUCCAGCUGGACACAUGAAGCUGGUGCGAUUAGUUCAACCCGUGUGCUUGAAGAUCCUGCAGAGUCCCCAGGUGGGCGACAAGCUUCGCGGAAACACAAUUCUGUUGCUCGCCAAUCUUUCCAUGACUGUGCUGAGCGAGCUGCGAGAACUCCACGUGGCAAACGUUCUCUUACAGCUGGUGUCAGACAACAAUGUCAGCAACCAUGGGAAGAGUGUAGCAGAGUCUGUGAUCAUAUUCCUGCACGGCGAGGUUCAGUGUCGGCAGGUUGACAUUCUGAUGGAAAGGGAUGUGGUGAGCAGCUACUGCAUUCCGAUUAUGGAACACACCUUGAAGGGGACAGAGUUCCGUGGCAUGUUUCCACACCUCCUGUACAGUGCCAAGCUCUUUCAAGUUCUAUCCAGGUGCCGCCUUUAUGCGGAGAGGUUAGUGCAAGAUGCUCGAGCGAUUCCGCUACUGCUCAAAGCCGUUAAUCCUCGAGCACCGCCUCCCCGAGUUGAAACAGACUACGAAGGCCGCCGGUUGGUGUUGCAGGCCUUAUGGUCACUAGCAAAGUUGCGUUUGUGGCCAUCUCCGGAUGACGCGGACAGUCAAAAGUUCCUCGACAAGGGCUUGCCGAUGCUCUGCGAAGACCGACACGUGGGAAUCCGAACAGCAGCAUCAGGAAUCUCCGCGCAAAUUUUUUAUCCAAGCGUGAUCCGAUUACUUGCUGUCGGACGGAGGCUGGAAAUUGCCGGCCUUCUUCCACCCGGGUUUUGGAAGUUUCGCAUUGCAUCGCAGCUGUUCCCGUUCCUGGCAGAGAGCCGGUGA